GCAGAUACUUAAGAUAAGGAGCCUAAGUUGACAUUUCAAAAUCCACACUACUUUUAAGUGUACACAUUUGUGACAUACUUCCAUUUCAUUUUGAUAGCCAAAUCAUGUUACUCCGUAUAUUUCUUUGUUGUUUAUCAUUCUUUAUAGGAGGUGUUUCCUCUCAAACCACUCAAUCAAUUUACACGGAAUAUUUCUGCAAUAAUUUAAAAAACGACGACUGUAACAAUCAUAACGUUUCUGAAAGAUGUGGCACCGAUAAUAUUACCUACAGGAAUGGAUGCGAACUUGCAAAGGCGUAUUGUAUCAAAGAUAUCCACCAGGCACAUAUGGGAAAAUGUACAAGUGAUCCAAAUGUAACAAGAAGUCCUGACGAAGUUAAACAUGGCAGUGAGCUAGCGUACGAGAUCGAAUGUGUACGCUUAAUGCAUAUAAACUGUGGUCCACAAGAUCUAAACGAAGUAUGCUGUGGUUCUGACGGAUACACUUAUGAUAAUUUUUGCGAGUUCUCCAAAGGUAAAUGUACACACAGGGAUCUUCAUAUCAGAAGUCUUGGCGCAUGCACAGUUUAGAUGUUUCUUAUUUGAUUUAUUGUUGUAUACUGGUGUAUGUUACAUAAUAAAAAUUACAUGAAAUGUUAAAGAUAA
This is a messenger RNA of Ruditapes philippinarum (Manila clam), 644 nucleotides long. RefSeq names its product agrin-like. Lineage: Eukaryota; Metazoa; Mollusca; Bivalvia; Venerida; Veneridae. The transcript has 5 exons. Gene Ontology annotation, molecular function: protein binding. The record is from RefSeq and is a predicted model, not a curated record. The coding region runs from base 105 to 569 and encodes 154 amino acids.